GUGUUUAUCUCAGACAUGUGGUGUCUUGCUGGGGUGCAGCGCGCUGGUCACCCCGCACACACCUAGCACCAAUACUCACUGCCAUUUCUUCCUCAUGCCUGUUAGCACCAUGAACAAAGGGAAGACACGUGACAGGGGUCCAAAGCCCCCCAAGAAACCCAGACCCACACCCACCCCUGCCCCUGCCCCUGCACCUGCCACUGUCCCUCCCCCUGCCCCCAUGAUGCCCUCUGCAGCCAUCAAGGUGGAGAGUGUGGACCUGUCACCGCUGUGGAAGAAUUACCAGCCACGCUUCACAGUGCUUUUCAAUGCGGAAACAAAAUGGUACACUCUGAUUGCCAAGGAGACCAAGGGCAGGCCAGACCCCACUUCCCCCUCUGCCAAGGCCUGCCUGAAGGACUUGGCCGCCAAGAUACUGCAGCAGGAGGUUCAGAAUUAUGACAAGGCGGAGGCAUCUGGACCCAAGGGGCGUGACGUCAAGUUCCGGCAGACAGUGUUCAGCCACGGCACAUCACGGGACAAGGUGGCGGCCCAUGUGCUGCGCUGCAUGGAGGCGCCCCUGCACUCCCUCUCCAACCUCCGUGCCCUGGUGGCCCUCGUGACCCCCAAGGCCAAGGGCACAUUUGAGGACAUCCUGUCCUCCCUGACAGAGCUCUUCCAGACCACAUUCUUCCCUAAAGGAUGCCUGGUGCAGAGGUUUGAGUACCACAACUGCGCCUCCCUUGCCCCUCUUCUGAAGGACCGGGACAAGGCCGAGAGACAGCUGGCACUCUGGUACUAUGAGGACCAGCUGGCUGCCAUCUAUCAUCGCCUCAUCCACCAGCUGUCUGAGGUUUCCAAGGAGGAGGUGGAGCACAACAAGAUGCGAUCCAUUCGGGCCCUGGUGGAGCUGCUGGCCGCCAACCCCAGGCAGAACCUCUCCCAGAUCCUGCAGGUGGUGGCCAACAAGCUGGGUGACCCUGCACGGAAGGUGGCUGCCCAUGCUAUGUACUGCCUGCGCACCCUCUUGCAGCGGCGUCCGACCCUCAAGUCAAAGGUGCUGGCUGAGGUGGAGAUUAUGUUGUACAGGCCAAACAUCAACACCAAGGCUCAGUACUUUGGUCUCUGUUUCCUGAAGGACAUGAUUUUCAAACGAGGGGAUGAAAAAGUGGCGGCUGAAUUAGUGAAGCUGUAUUUUGGUUUCUUCAAGGCUUGCACUAAGAAGGGGGAGGUGGACACAAGGCUCAUGUCGGCACUGCUGCGUGGGCUGAACCGAGCCUUCCCAUACUCCGGCAUGGGGGGCGCAGCACUGGAGGAGCAGUUGGGCACCCUCUUCAAGCUGUGCCACAUGGUCAACUUCAACAUCGCCACCCAAGCACUGCAGCUGGUCUAUCAAGUCCUGUGCAGCACCAACGAGGGACAGAUAUCAGAUAGGUUCUACCAGGUGUUGUACCGGUGCCUGCAGGACCCUCUGUUUGGCACGGCGGCAGGCACCACAGCCUUCCUCAACCUGGUGUACAAGGCCCUCAGCAGUGACACAUCUGAUCCCCGCACCCUGGCCUUUUGCAAGCGACUUCUGCAGGUGAGCCAGUACCAGGGGCCUGCCGUGGCCUGUGGGGUGCUGUACCUGGUCUCAGAGGUGGUGAAAGAGAGGCCGUCCCUGGCACACUCCCUCUCCACCCUCCUCCGUGCCCCCCCCUCUGGCCCUGGCGAGCUGGAGGACGACCUUGAGGUGUUCCCUGAUGUGGAGGAUGAGGAUGUGAAGGAAAGUGAUUUGGAUGAGAAUGAAGACUUGGAUGAUGAGGGAGAGGAAGAUAUAAAGGAAGGUGAUUUGGAUAAGGAAGAGGAAGGGAGUGAGGAGAAGGAAGUGAUGAGGGUGAAGGAAGAGGACGUGAAGGAUGAUGAAACGGACGUGAAACAAGAACAGAUGGACGAGGAAGAUGACAAAAACAGCGACAUCAUUGAAAUCAAGAAGGAAAAAGGUGAUGAUGAUUUAAACACCACCACCGUCACCACCACAGAGGACACCAAGCCAGCCUUCACCACUACAUCCUCCUGGCACCACCUCUUGAACCCUGGUGGUGUAGGGGGUGGGGGGGUGAGUCACAGGGUGCAGUACGACCCCCACCACAGGAACCCCCUCUACUGUGGUGCCCAGUACUCCUCUUUGUGGGAACUGGGGUACCUCAAGGCACACUUCCACCCCUCCGUCGCAGUGUUUGCCAGCCGGGUGUUGGAGGGGCAACCGGUGGAGUACUCUGGUGACCCACUCCAGGACUUCACCCUCAUCAGGUUCCUUGAUAGAUUUGUCUACCGUAACCCCAAGAAGAUGGCCAGCAUGGGGAAAGAUAGUGCGGGUGGGGACGUGCUGGGGCGCCGCAACCAGUACGUGCCGCAGGGGGUUCGUGGCAUUGCCGUGAACACUGAGGAGUUCAGUGCCCUGGAGCCCCACCAAGUGCCUGAGGAUGAGGUGUUCUUCCACAGGUACUUCACUCAGUUCAAGGCAGGGGUGGCAAGGAAGGGUGUAGCGGGUGAGGCGGAGAGUGACAGCGAUGAUUCAGUGGAUGACGACGAAUUUGACACCUUCCUUGGCCAGGCGGAUGGUAGUGGUGGUGGUGGUGACGUGGAUGAGGAGAUGGAUUUUGCAGCUGGAGCGAAACCCAGAGGUGGUAGGAAAGGUCGGAAAGGCAAGGAUAAUGAAGGUGAAGGCGACAACAAUGAUGAUGGUGAUGACAAUGCUGAUGAUGAUGACUUUGAGGGGGGCUUUGGGAGUGAUGGUGAAGGCGAUGGUGAUGAAAUGGACUUUGGAGGAGAUGGUGAUGAUGAUGGUUUUGGUGGUGGUGGUAGUGGUGAUGAUGAUGACUUCGGCUUUGAUGAAGAAACUGCAGCAUUUUCAGAUGAUGAAUUCGAGGAGGGGCCGCCCAAGAAGAAGAUGAAGGGGAAUACAGUAGUGGGGAAGAAAGGCAAGAAGCAGAAGCAGCGCUGGGCGGAGGAGGGUGACGGGGACAAGGAGGGUCUGGGGGCCAUGUUUGCCAGCGCGGAGAGCUUUGCACACCUGCUGGAGGAGAACGAGGGUGCUGGUGACCCUGGCAGUGGCACCUCCCAGGCACUGGCCAACAGGGACCGUGCACAUGCCAAGCAGCUCACAUGGGAGGUGGAGAGGGACCGGAAGAUGAAGGAACAGAACUGGCGGGGCAAGAGGACGGGCCCGAGGAGAGGGGGAGGGAAGGGGCAGGGGAUGGGGCCCAGGAGAGGGGGAGGGGCAGGGGCCAAGAAGAUGGGGGGAGGGGCAGGGGCCAAGAAGAUGGGGGGAGUGGGGUUCAAGAGGUCAAGGGGAGGGGCUAAGAGAGGUGGUGGGAAUAUGAGGGGAAAGAGGGGAAGGAAAUAUUAAAGUGGGUUGUUUUUU
Scylla paramamosain (green mud crab) is the source of this 3385-nucleotide messenger RNA. It is a transcript of the gene Noc1, whose product is annotated as CCAAT/enhancer-binding protein zeta-like. The transcript is spliced from 17 exons. Gene Ontology annotation, cellular component: nucleus. The record is from RefSeq and is a predicted model, not a curated record. Bases 95 to 3370 code for a protein of 1091 amino acids. Lineage: Eukaryota; Metazoa; Arthropoda; Malacostraca; Decapoda; Portunidae.